Molecule: messenger RNA, 561 nt
Organism: Pecten maximus
Lineage: Eukaryota; Metazoa; Mollusca; Bivalvia; Pectinida; Pectinidae
Exons: 2
Coding region: 1-561 (186 amino acids)
Source: RefSeq, a predicted model, not a curated record
AUGAGAUUGUUUGUGAUCGUAACCCCCCCGAGUUCCCAUGAAAAGGGCGUGUGUGAUCGUAACUCCCGGAGUUCCCGUGAAGAGAGCGUGUGUGAUCGUAACUCCCGGAGUUCCCGUGAAGAGAGCGUGUGUGAUCGUAACUCCCGGAGUUCCCGUGAAGAGAGCGUGUGUGAUCGUAACCCCUGGAGUUCCCGUGAAGAGAGCGUGUAUGAUCGUAACCCCUGGAGUUCCCGUGAAGAGAGCGUGUGUGAUCGUAACUCCCGGAGUUCCCGUGAAGAGAGCGUGUGUGAUCGUAACUCCCGGAGUUCCCGUGAAGAGAGCGUGUGUGAUCGUAACUCCCGGAGUUCCCGUGAAGAGAGCGUGUGUGAUCGUAACCCCUGGAGUUCUCGUGAAGAGAGCGUGUGUGAUCGUAACUACCGGAGUUCCCGUGAAGAGACCGUGUGUGAUCGUAACUCCCGGAGUUCCCGUGAAGAGAGCGCGUGUGAUCAUAACUCCCUGAGUGUCGAGGAUUUUGUUGUUGACGUUAUAACAAAGGGAGACAAUUCGUUAUUUUCCUUCUGA